AUGACACGAGACCAGCUGGCACCCCCCCCCCGCUGGCACACACCAGCCCACCCACCCCCGCUGGCUCCCGCUGGCACACACCACACUGCACACCAACCAAACAGCCGCCCCCUGCCCACACACCAACCACAACAGCCCGCCCCCCUGCCGGCACACACCACCACAACAGCCCGGCACACACCAACCACAACAGCCAGCCCCCUGCCGCACACCACACACCACACCAACCACAACAGCCGCCCCUGCCCACCAACCACAACAGCCGCCCCUGCCGGCGCACACCAACCACAACAGCCCCACACCAACCACAACAGCCAGCCCCCUGCGGCACACACCAACCACAACAGCCCGCCUCCUGCACACACACCAACAGCCCCCCUGCGGCACACACCAACCACAACAGCCAGCCCCCUGCCGGCACACCAACCACAACAGCCGCCCCCUGCCGCAACCACAACCAACCCACAACAGCCCGCCUGCCCACACACACCAACCACAACAGCCCGCCCCCUGCCGGCACACACCAACCACAACAACCGCCCCUGCUGCCACAACAGCCAGCCCACACCAACCACAACAGCCAGCCCCUGCGGCACACACCAACCACACACAGCCCCCGCCACACACACCAACCACAACAGCCCGCCCCCUGCGGCACACACAACCACAACAGCCCCCCCCCUGCCGGCACACACCAACCACAACAGCCAGCCCCUGCGGCACUCGUGCACACACACCAACCACAACAGCCAGCCCCCUGCCGCCUCACACACUAACCACAACAACCCGCCCCCCUGCCGCACACACUAA
Molecule: messenger RNA, 810 nt
Organism: Pelobates cultripes (western spadefoot toad)
Lineage: Eukaryota; Metazoa; Chordata; Amphibia; Anura; Pelobatidae
Source: the annotation of a GenBank genome assembly